Raphanus sativus (radish) is the source of this 588-nucleotide messenger RNA. Its product is annotated as probable small nuclear ribonucleoprotein F. Gene Ontology annotation, cellular component: catalytic step 2 spliceosome; U1 snRNP. Gene Ontology annotation, biological process: mRNA splicing, via spliceosome; spliceosomal snRNP assembly. Lineage: Eukaryota; Viridiplantae; Streptophyta; Magnoliopsida; Brassicales; Brassicaceae. The record is from RefSeq and is a predicted model, not a curated record. The coding region runs from base 117 to 383 and encodes 88 amino acids. Gene Ontology annotation, molecular function: RNA binding. The transcript has 5 exons.
AAACCCCGAAACCAAAAAACCCUAAGCAGAGAUCGAAGCAGAAGAGAGGAGCAAUUUGUUCCAAUUUGUUUUCAUCCCAAUCCUAGACGAUUCAAAUCUCUUCGCUCCCUAAAACCAUGGCUACGAUACCGGUUAACCCGAAGCCAUUCUUGAACAAUUUGACCGGAAAGACGGUUAUUGUUAAGCUUAAAUGGGGAAUGGAAUACAAAGGUUUCCUUGCCUCUGUUGACUCCUACAUGAACUUGCAGCUGGGAAACACCGAGGAAUAUAUCGAUGGACAACUGACAGGAAACCUUGGAGAGAUCUUGAUCAGAUGCAACAACGUUUUGUAUGUCCGAGGUGUCCCAGAAGAUGAAGAACUCGCGGACGCUGAACAAGACUAGCCUGGUACCAAUGACGUAGAGAUCGCUAGUCUGUUUGAAGUCGUGUCGUGUAUUCUAUGAGCGUUUUAAACCCAUUUUACUCUUCAUAAAUAUUUUUAAGUUGUUUGAUACCUUAAAACCAGAACGUUACAAGCAGUUUAGCUCUUUAUGAGAGAAAUCGAACUUCUUUCUGGCGUUCUGUUAUUGAAAAGGUAUGCUUGUCGUU